UUUGUUUUGGGGAAGCGUGAAACACGAGCGGCGUAAAACACUCGUGCAGCGUUUAGCGUUAGCGUGUAAACUUUCCGUUAGAUUAGUUCUUGUAAUUUUUUUCAGAUUAGUUGUCGAGCAUACCACCCUAACGUAACAUGCAGGCGAUGUUUAGAGGACAUGCAGUCUAAAUCAGAGACAUGCUGCUAACAGUAUCCCGCUAACAUGGAGCUGCUCUUUCAGCUCAUUUUGGCUUUUCUGCUUUUUUCCGAGUGUUUUAUAGAGACGAAGAAAAUCCGCGGAGUUUCCAUGUCAUACAGAAGGCUGUACAGAGAGAGAAAGUCUUUUCUCUGUAUGGAUGGCUCCAGGUUGAUCCCCUUCAGCCAGGUGAAUGACGACUACUGUGACUGUGCUGAUGGCUCAGAUGAACCUGGUGGGUUAAUAUCUGUCUCAGGUACGGCAGCCUGCCACAAUGGACGUUUCUACUGUAUGAAUCUAGGCUUUCGUCCACAUUAUAUCCCGUCUUCCAGAGUCAAUGACGGCAUCUGUGACUGCUGCGAUGGAUCUGAUGAGUUUGCUAGCCGAAUGCAGUGUUCCAACAAAUGCAGGAUGUUGGGACAAAAAGAGAGACGGGAACUGGAAGAGAGAAUGAAAGCCGUGAACGAGGGAUUACUCCUGAAGAAGGAAUUAAUAGAGGAGGGUGCCCUCAUCUGGCAGGAGAAACAGACACAGCUUAGUCAGCUCCAGAAGAUGUCUGAGGACCUGAGGAUUAAGGUGGCGGACUACAGGAAGAGAAAGCUGAGGGCAGAGGCCGAAAAAGAGCGCUUGGAGAAAGCAGUUAAGCCUGACCAUAACAGUGUUGGAGAUCAGAGUCAGUGGCUUGGAGUUGUGCCCCGUGGUAGCAGGACAAGAGUGGACAAAGACAAGCCCAGUGUGAUCCAUGGUAAAGAGCAGGAGGAGAAGACGGAGAUUCAACAAGGACAGAACGACCCAGUCAGAACCCCUCCACAUGAAAACCCCGAUAAAUUACCUCCUGUUAUCAGAGCUGCGCAGGGUGCUGUAGACAGUGCUGUAGCUGAACUGCAGAAGGUUGAGGAGGCGUAUGACACUGUUCAAAUGGAGAUCAGGGAGCUGAAGGAGAAGCUGGAUAUUGAUUAUGGUCCUGAGCGGGAGUUUGUGUUUCUGCUGAGCCGUUGUGUGCAGAUGGCCGUUUCUGAGUACACAUAUACUCUCUGUCCCUUCAGUCAGGUGACUCAGAAGAACAAUCUGGGGUCAGAGGUUAUGUUGGGAGUGGACUUGAGGUCUGUGUGUGAACCUGUCUGCUUCCUCACACACUGCAGCACUGAGAUGUCCAACACUGCAGCAAUUUCCACUUCUGGUCAGCUCUGUCCAGAAAAGUGUCAGGGCCAAACACCCCUUUGAAUCUAGAACUGGCCAGAAAUUUUGGUGCAAACUCAAAUACAGCCCAAGAACUUCCUGUCUGACUCGGACCCAAUCCAAACCACAUAAUCAAGUUUUGAGACCGAAACUGACCUGAGCUCAGCUAAAUUCUGACCCGAAUCAGCUCAUUAUCAACCAUUCACCAUCAACCAUACUCUGGCAAACACUUACACUUACCGCGAAACACCUUCAUUCUCCACCAAACACCAACAUUCCUUACCAAACACCAACAUUAUCUGCCAACAUUCGCCACCAAACACCAUUUUCCACCAUACAUGAACAUUUUCCACACCAGCAUUCCCUGCCAAUCACCAGCAUUCCCCACCAAACACCAACAUUCUCUGCUUAUUAUCAUACAUCAUAUCAUAAUUUUCAGCCAGGCAUCAUCAUUCUCCACCAAGCAUCUUUAUUAUCCACACCACCAUAUUAUUCAACAAACAUCAUGAUUCUUCUAUUGAGCGGUGCCAUUAUAACGUUUACGCACACGAUCACACACAAGACAAGGUUUGUUGGUGUUUGUUUCUUAGUUUGUUUCUUUGUUUGUGUGUAGAGACACAAAUCCUGGUCCAUUCAGGGGCAUGUUUACCUGUGCGAUUUAGGACAGGGUCAGUGUCCAGCAGAGCUUUAUCCCAUUCAUGUUCCUGCCUCUGUAGUUACAACUGUUUGGCAUAAAAAAGGCCUUCUACCUAACGACUCGGAAACGGCACCUUUCAUGCCUUCAUAUCAAAGGCAAUCACGUCUAUAAUUGUUUUGAUAGGAUUUUAAAAAGCGUUCCCUCUUUAAUUCAUCCCUGUUCCUCUCUUGGUGUGCUGGGGGUGGGGGGUGGGGGGAUGGCUCGUAGGGACUAAGUGCAUAAUUGCAUGUUUAAGUGUUUCUGCUUAAUGGGCUCGUUUUCAGAUUGUCAAGGGUGUUCUGGCUUGAGUGCCAUCAGAGGAGGCCCUCUUACCUGCACGUACGUGCUCUUACACAAUGGAUUUUGUGCACGGUGUUGAGGUUCAGGGACUUUUCAGUACCAGCAAAACUACACAUUUAUGCUAAACGUUAUGGAAUAUGUGCUUAGCAGGUAGCGCACCCUGCAAUUUUCUUCCACGGGUACCAUUAUCAAGGGGUGUGACCCCAACGUGAGGUCGCGGCAAACUGUGUGAAUAGGGGUGAUGUGGCACUGUGAACCCUGCAGGCUUCGUGUGGAGUUGCUAUGGCGACCACUGAGUCUGUCUGGUACUCCUCCUUUCCCGAUAAUAAUUAGCAUUAAGUAAAGUGCUUCACGGACUUCAUGGAUAUCUAGCAUGGGCCAGUUAGCAGCUGGUCAUGGUCAUAUGUAUAUAUUAAAAAAGCUUAGGCUACAUAUAGGCUAUAAUAUAGGUUACAAUAGCUACAGAUAACUGUUAAACCUUUGAAUAUGUCCCCAGGAGGUAGGUCUUUUAAACCUACCUAUUUGCUUGAUCUAGACACCUGGCCUCUUUUCUUCGCUGCAAGUUCAUUAAUGCUUGGAACCGUUUUCUGAGUCGCUGAGCUAAGUGUUUAUAUUAGUUGGACUACAGAUGAAAUACAGCUAAUGUGUUUGGUGAUAUAACUGGUGUGUGUAUAUAUUUAAACAAAAAGCUACAUUACACUACAUUGCGCACAAUCCCCAGUGCAUGCUGGAGAUUGUAGUGCAGCACAUUGUGAAAUAGGCUAAUAGGAAAAUUAAAAUAAUUUCAUGGGCUAGAUAGGAUUGUGCCACGAGCCUUGUGUUUGACAAAGAGGUUCUGCCAUUUUCUAAAUCCUAACAUCUCACUCAGUUGUCAAGACCAAAGACUUGACAACUAAACGCAAUGUGAAUAAAUGACACGAAAAUGCUAAAUAUAUGGACACAAUUUUUUUUGCAUCAAAACAUUGUUUACACUGGGAAAAAAAAUGAACAGACAGGUUGUCUUCAAGUGCAGAAAGAUAUCCUUUGCUCCUCACAAAAUGGGUGAACAGUGAUAUUGGGUAGGCUACUUUCAAUUGUUACUCACUCAGAAGCUGAAACUUUAUGAGCGCUUUCACUCACAUCUCUCAUUUUCAUAACUCAGUUUGAGCUGAUUGUGAAAACACAGCACCACACGUGAUGAAGCAGAAAACAAUUUCAUUUUUCUGAUGUUUGUCAAAAAGUUCUUGUUGCUGGGACACAGCCAAUGGGGGCAGUCGUGGGCUGGACGUUAGGGAACCAGCCUUGUGACCGGAAGGU
Messenger RNA from Colossoma macropomum (tambaqui), 3628 nucleotides. RefSeq names its product glucosidase 2 subunit beta-like. Gene Ontology annotation, molecular function: protein binding. NCBI's taxonomy places the organism in Eukaryota, Metazoa, Chordata, Actinopteri, Characiformes, Serrasalmidae. Gene Ontology annotation, cellular component: glucosidase II complex. The coding region runs from base 205 to 1401 and encodes 398 amino acids. The record is from RefSeq and is a predicted model, not a curated record. Gene Ontology annotation, biological process: N-glycan processing; liver development. The transcript has 13 exons.